This is a messenger RNA of Strongylocentrotus purpuratus (purple sea urchin), 2678 nucleotides long. It is a transcript of the gene fam183a, whose product is annotated as protein FAM183B. Lineage: Eukaryota; Metazoa; Echinodermata; Echinoidea; Camarodonta; Strongylocentrotidae. The coding region runs from base 274 to 693 and encodes 139 amino acids. The record is from RefSeq and is a predicted model, not a curated record. The transcript is spliced from 4 exons. Gene Ontology annotation, cellular component: ciliary base.
CGAGCUAUAUUCACGUGCAAAAUUACAAAGCCAGCUGAUAAAGUGAUAGCUGAUCUCUCUGACUCGAUAGCAUUUAGACUGAACUGGAGCCGUGGUGUGUCGUUGUUUCACUGCCUGAAAUCCACAAUUUCAGAGUAUUUCAGUUGAUCAAUCUUCAUAAUUUUGUCGUGGUGUCAACUGACAAAUCAAGGCUGCUUUGUCAUUUUGACUUCCAACUUCCCAAAACAAAAACUAUCGCCGAUUGUUUAUUGUUAACAAUAAUAUUUAACAAACAUGGCUGCAGCGCAAGCAAAGAAACCAGAAAAGGAUCCCGUCAACAUUGUUCAUCAAAAUGCUAUCUUAUGUGAGACGAUUAAGAAGGAAAAUGAGUGCCAGAGAUUGUACACAAACUACAGUAUCAACCCUUUCAAAAAGAUGUAUACGCUGACUGGAAAGCCCAACUCAUUACAUGACUCGGCUGAUGGGGAAGAAGACGAUAAUUUCCUGAGGAUAAUCAAGAGAUCUACCCAGGAGCCUGGAAAGAAAUUUGAAUUUCCACAAACAGAAGCACAAGAAGUAGGCUGGUACUACAAACCAUUGCUCCCUCAAGAUCGUGGUGAUAAGAGGAUACACUACCCCAGACAGAAUACAGAGAUCACCAAAUAUAUGGACGAAGCGUGGAAGCAGAAAGAACAGCAAGAGAAUCUACAGUAGUAUGAUCGGGGAACAGUGGCAAUAUUGACUUGAAACUCAUUUAUAGUUUAUACUGUACAGUAUCUUGAUAUAUCCUGCGUACAACAUUUUUGUUAGUUAGUUGUCACUAAUUUAACAAAAACAGUUUUUGUCUUGUACUGCAUGUUAUUUGUAAAUUAAAAACAUAAUUUUGUAAGAAUGUGCUUGGGAUUUAUAAAGGUUGACAGAAAAUAGAAUGGGAUUGCUGCUCUGCCAAUCAAUUUACUAUGCAGUUUUUAAUACACAGAAGCGAUUCAGAUAUUAAGAUGAAGCAAAAUAUCUUAUUUGUCAUGUUACAGUAUUAAACAAAAAUGAUGCAAAAGGAGAGAAUUUGGGUCGCUAGAAGGAUAAUAUGCUCAUACAUGCUAAAUCCUCUCUAAAUUUCACUUUACCACGAUGUGAUCUCCAGUGCUUUCCACCACAAUCAAGAUGCAUAUGUGUUUGACAAGAGCAUAGACAUGCAUGUACAUUAGCUCUUGGUAAAAGUAAAGGUUCUUUCAGAUAUGACACGGUAAAUGGUCACAAGAAAAGAAGAAAAAACAGGGCCAGUUGUUUUAUAAAGUGGUUUUACUGGAUGAAACAAAGUUCCAGCGAGUAUUCACCGUAACAGAAAUGUGAAGCAUAUAAUACUUUACGUCACCGUUCUGCAGCAAGAUAUCAGAAUGAGGCUUAAGGGUGAAAGGCCAUUGUUUAUCACUCACUCCCUCCUCACAAUAGAUCACUUAUUUGUAUCUUAAUUUGCUACUGGUAUGUUAACUGCUCCAGUGCAGAUAAUGAAAGCAAAGAAACUAUGCAAUGUUUAAAUUGAAAGUAUUUAUUAGUGUGCUGAUAAGGUUCUCUGGUGUGCAAGCUGAGUUAGCAUUAGGACAGAAUGUCUGUAUAACUACAUGAUAGUAAAGUUACCAGGAUUGAGUUGUAGCUAGGCCCAGUCUGAUCUUGCAAAGAAUAGAUCAUAGAAAGGUCUUUUUGAGAAGAAAAAAUAGUGCAGUUCUUUUAUAAUGCUAUAGGACCUACAUGUAGCACAUAAUCUUGACUUCAACGUCUUCAUUCAGUUGAAAGAACCAGGAUGUACCCCCAAAUGGGUACCACACCUCUUUUCUAUUAUUCUUCCAGCAGGCACAAAAGUACCAAAGUGUGCAAAAUGCCAUGGCCUUGUAAUGUUAUGCAAAUCAAUAUACUGUGUGAUUUAGAGUGUUGAGCUGCUUCUUAGUAUAUCUACAUGUAUGCAAUAUAACUGCUAUGCCUUCAAUAUAUUCAGCACUGCACUUCCUUAUUAAAUGUACCUAUAUAUGCAUGUACUUGUAUAAUACACUUGUAUGAUAUCUUUCAAGUUGACAUGCAAGGCAAUAUUCUUGCUGCCUAAAAUGGCAAAGUAUUAUUUGGAUUAGGCGAUGCAAAUGGCGUACUAUGCUACAUGCGUUUCUUUUAAUUAUCUUUUUAAUGGGAGGCAACAUUGUUUUGUAUACUUCUGGCAGUUGACAUUGUUUUGUAUCUGUUACACUUCUGUGAAAAUGGCAAAUACAUGUACAUCUCAUGUUAACAUAGACCUUCUGUCACUCAGACAAUAUCUUCCAUUGUGUCUAUAAACAAAAAUCAGUCUUUAAUCAUUUUGUUCCUGACGACUUACUGAACACAUGUUAUAUCAAAGGAAUAUCUUUUAUUGUUAUUUGGUUAUCUCAUUUGUUUGUAUUUCGAUAACGCAGUGUUCAGGAAAUGUACUCGAUGCUAAAAUACCAGCUAUGCAAGAAAAUCUGGAGAAAAAAAUUAAAAAUUGAUACUCUUUCCAGAAAAAAAGUUCAUUUAUUUGAAUAAAUAAAGAUGAAUUUCCACUUUCACUAGGAAGUACACAUAAACAUUAACAAUAAUACAUGUAUUUUUUUUCUUUCUCUCCAGAUUCAUGGGAAAUUGUACACAUGUGUAUAUAAAUUGUAUAUAUUGUUUAUAUUAAAAACCAAAAUUAUCAAUUA